AUGGGUUGUGUCCAGGGAAAGCCAUCACCAAGUUAUAAUCACCAACAAUCAUGUGGUGGAGGAGGUAGUGCCAGUCUUAGUAAGUUGAAGUUUAAUAAUGAGUAUGUUACAGCUGCAAGUGCCAAACAUGUUGUUUCACACAAAUCCUCUUCCUUAGUUGAAGUAUUGCCUGUCAUCGAUAUGGAGAACAGUAGUGUGAAAAGUAAUCAUGUUAACGUAGAUGAUAUUAAUGUUAAUGAUAAUGGUAAUACAAGCAGAUUAAAGGAAAAUGAGAAUGAUCAAUUAAGGAAAAUUAGUAGGCAAGGAAUUGGGAAUGUUUCUCAAAGAAUGCUUAAGAAAAUUAGUUCAGAUGAACUAGUCGAUGGACGAUGGCCUAAAUGGCUUGUCGAUAAUAUCCCAAUCAAUGUUUUGGCUAAUUUGGUUUCUAAAACUGCCGAUUCUUAUGAUAAGCUUGCCAAGAUAGGCCAUGGAACAUAUAGCAAUGUAUAUAAAGCUCGAGAUAGGGAUACAGGAAAGAUUGUAGCUUUAAAGAAAGUCCGUUUUGACACAUCAGAGCCGGAGAGUGUGAAGUUCAUGGCAAGAGAGAUAAUCAUUCUACAGAAACUUGACCAUCCAAACAUUAUCAAGCUUGAAGGUCUUGCCACAUCUAGAAUGCAAUAUAGUCUCUAUCUGGUCUUCGACUACAUGCAAUCAGAUUUGACCAGAAUUAUCUCUCAACCGGAAGGAAGGUUAACCGAACCACAGAUCAAGUGCUAUAUGCAGCAGCUGUUGUCUGGUCUGGAACACUGUCAUGGAAGAGGGAUUCUACACCGGGACAUUAAAGGAUCAAACUUGUUAAUAGAUCGCAAUGGGAUGCUAAAAAUAGCAGAUUUUGGGCUUGCAAACUAUUACAUUCAUAAACAGAAACAGCCCCUAACAAGCCGAGUUGUGACACUUUGGUAUAGAGCUCCAGAGCUGCUUUUAGGCACUACAGAUUAUGGAGUCGGUAUUGAUCUUUGGAGCACAGGAUGUCUCUUGGCUGAAAUGUUUGUGGGUAGGCCAAUAAUGCCCGGAAGAACAGAGGUUGAACAGCUUCACCGGAUAUUUAAGCUUUGUGGAUCUCCAACCGAGGACUACUGGAAAACCAUUAAGCCACCAACAACCUUUCGACCACCACAAAACUAUGUCCCUAGUUUCCAUGAAGCAUUUACAAAUUUUCCAACUCCCUCAUUUGGCCUCUUAACCACACUACUAGCUUUAGACCCAACGUCUCGUGGAACUUCUGCUUCUGCACUCCAAAACCCAUUCUUCUAUUCAAGUCCAUUAGCAUGUGAGCUCUCGGGUUUGCCCAUUAUGAACAAAGACGAGGAUGAACCGAUGCACUUCCAUGAUAGAAAGAAAAACCGAACCUUGAAAUCUAAGCAAAGAAGUGGGAGAUCUCGGAAAGGUCAUGCAAGAAACACCUCCAUUUCUGAACCCUCAACAGAAAUUUCUGGAUCAUCUAGAGAGUAUGAGAAGCAGAUUGACAAGAACUCAAUAUGCCAAGAAAUAGAUGAAAGAAAAUGUAGCGCCUCAUUCAGUAAAGGGACAAACAUGAUGACAACGGCGCCCUCACCACCAUUUACCCUGGCCUUCAUUUCUAAUCCUCCUAAUGACAGGUCUGCAAGAACUGAAGCUCACCCUAAUGCGUUAAAAAACAUAAAGAAUUUCCCUUUGUUACUCGCAUCUAUCACUCAAAGUGUCAAUCACAUGGAAGAGAACCGGAAUGGUCUCAACCGUCGAUCCAUGUCUAAUGUCGAUUUUCGACAUCUAGAUAUUGAGAAAAUAUCUAAACUCUUUGGAUUAGAUGAUGAACGUUAGAAUUUUGUUAGACACUUCAUUUCAUAAUUCAUGUUUUACCUCUC
Molecule: messenger RNA, 1883 nt
Organism: Erigeron canadensis
Lineage: Eukaryota; Viridiplantae; Streptophyta; Magnoliopsida; Asterales; Asteraceae
Product: probable serine/threonine-protein kinase At1g54610
Exons: 7
Coding region: 1-1839 (612 amino acids)
Biological process (GO): protein phosphorylation; positive regulation of transcription elongation by RNA polymerase II
Cellular component (GO): cyclin-dependent protein kinase holoenzyme complex; nucleus
Molecular function (GO): ATP binding; cyclin-dependent protein serine/threonine kinase activity; RNA polymerase II CTD heptapeptide repeat kinase activity
Source: RefSeq, a predicted model, not a curated record